AUGAAGGACUCCAGAAGGGGCUCCUUCAGCCAGGACCAAGGGUACCUACUGAUCCGUGCUGUGAGGCGAUCCCAUGCAGGUGUCUACACCUGUCAGGUCAGAGUGCUCAUCAACAACCAGCAGUACAAAGUCAGCAGAACCGUCCAACUCUGUGUGAAAGGUCUAGACCCUGCAAUCACUACCAAUCCCACUGUGCCUGACGUCUCCAUGACCUCUAACCCAGGGCUUAUCAGCAGCAGCAGCAGCAGCAGCAGCAGCAGCUACAGCACAGUUCACACUCCAAUGAUUCAACCACCUGUGAUUGUCUCGCCACUGAAUGGAACUAUUGUUGAAAGUCUGCAUGGUUCAGGACUGGAGCUGUUUUGCAAGGUGCUCACUGAAUGUCAAAUGGCGCCGUCCACUGUGGUCACAUGGCUGGUCAAUGGCCAAUCAGUGGAGUCAUCCUACCUUGAUGGGCGGGCUCUGCAGGGGGGCAGGAGGGUAACCAAGGUGUCUGAGGGCUGCCAGAUUGAGUUGAGGCUAAUUCUUGUAGCGAUGACCGAAGAAGACGUGAUGACGGAGCUCAAGUGUGUCACUCAGAACCAAGGAGGGAGACAGGAAGUUGUCACACAGCUUCAGCUAGAGGACUCCACAUUUACAUGGCUGGUGGUAGCUGCGGUGGCCGUGUCCUGCUUUCUGACAGUGGUUUCUAUCUUCCUCUAUGUCAUUUUCAAACCUAAAAGGAAAAACAAAAUGAAUUACUUUUUGGCUCGGCAGAACAGCACUUUCUAACUCUGCUGGUGUGCACUCUUCUUCCCGAAAACAAAGACCUUCUUUAACGUGUUGCUGUUACAUCAAAUCAUUGUUUCAUGCAUUGUGUGCAUGUGAUGUUAUGCAGUGACACAACCACACUGUGUUUGGUCUCCUUUCUCAGUGUUCAAUCAGUAGCUGCUUUCAGCUGUUACCCACUGUCCUCCAUUUCUUUAUCCUUCGCUGAGAAUUACAAUUUUUGUUACUUUUGAUAUUGUAUGUGCUAAUGUGGCAAUAUUGAUACACUGAUCCAUAUCUAAUAUUCUGUACUGUGAUACUGGGGCUAUGGUGAUGGAUGUUACAGGGACUGUGCACAAUAAAAAUGCAGAUCUUGUUGCAUA
Messenger RNA from Morone saxatilis (striped sea-bass), 1130 nucleotides. Its product is annotated as interleukin-1 receptor type 2. NCBI's taxonomy places the organism in Eukaryota, Metazoa, Chordata, Actinopteri, Moronidae. The record is from RefSeq and is a predicted model, not a curated record. The transcript has 7 exons. The coding region runs from base 1 to 771 and encodes 256 amino acids.